CCUUAUGCAGGCACGAAUGUUGUAAGUCCUGUGUCCCUUGGAGAAAGGAAGGAGCACCUCCCUCCAGAGUAUUAGCAAGAGACAGAAGUGAUCCUACAAACUACCACUACCACCAUGAAGACAUCAAAUGCUCUUCUUUUCAUCUUAGUCCUGCUUUACAUCAAUGCCAGCACAGAAUGGCCUACGCACACAGUCUGCAAAGAGGACAACUUGGAAAUAUAUUACAAAAGCUGUGAUCCCCAGCAAGAUUUUGCUCUCAGUAUCGACCACUGUUCUGAUAUUGCAACCCACACCUUUAACAUCAGAGCUGCAAUGGUCCUAAGACACAGCAUCAAGGAACUCUAUGUCAAGCUGGACAUGAUCAUAAAUGGAAAGACUGUCUUAACCUACUCAGAAACACUUUGCGGACCGGGUCAUUCCAAGCUUGUUUUCUGUGGAAAGAAGAAAGGAGAACAUCUCUAUUAUGAAGGACCAGUCACAUUGGGAAUCAAAGAAAUCCCUCAGGGAGAUUACACUCUUUCAGCAAAGCUGACUAAUCAAGAUCACGUCACUGUCGCUUGUGCCGAUUUUACUGUGAAAAAUAAUUUAGACUAUUAUUAGCAAUUUCACGAAAGCUACAGACUACCAAAACUAUUCAAGUCAAGUAGGCUGCCUGCAUGCUGCCAUGAUUCUGAAGAAAAUAAUCCUCACAUGGUGAUUCUGAUGCUGUUCCUCUUCAUGAUUUGCUAUUUUCAAGAAGUUACUAGAUCUUCUAGUGGUAAUUUUAUCUCUAAAUGCACACUGUAGCCUACUUUUUUCUUCUAAUAUAUACAGCUGUAAGAAGAAAGUAUCCAAUACCAACACUCUCAUUUUAGGAUGAAAAUAGCAUGAGGCAGAACAGGCGAGAGCCUAAACACUUUUUUGCAGUAAGUUAUGGAGGUAUCCAUUUCUAACACAGGCUAGAAGAUGACUUUCACAUAUAUCACAUAUUACGCAGUUACAGAACUCAACAUCUUAAAUCUUCUCUGGAGCCUGUCUGGAGAUUCCACAAGCACAGCUUUUGUUAUAACCACAGAACUAAAGCAAAUAGGAUGAACAUGCCUUUUUUCCAAUGAUCGAUGUCCUGCCACUGGACUCAUAUCAUUCUAGUCUUCUAGAGUCUACCUGGAAUUUUUUGUUCUGUAAUGUCUUUUAGGUGAUCUGUGAAUCACUCUGUACCUAGGCUAUGUGCUCUUCUUGCUUCUCAAUAAAUUCAU
Molecule: messenger RNA, 1235 nt
Organism: Cinclus cinclus
Lineage: Eukaryota; Metazoa; Chordata; Aves; Passeriformes; Cinclidae
Gene: LY86
Product: lymphocyte antigen 86
Exons: 5
Coding region: 115-600 (161 amino acids)
Biological process (GO): positive regulation of lipopolysaccharide-mediated signaling pathway; innate immune response
Source: RefSeq, a predicted model, not a curated record